This is a messenger RNA of Trichosporon asahii var. asahii CBS 2479, 1293 nucleotides long. Its product is annotated as ribosomal large subunit biogenesis-related protein. Lineage: Eukaryota; Fungi; Basidiomycota; Tremellomycetes; Trichosporonales; Trichosporonaceae. The record is from RefSeq and is a predicted model, not a curated record. Gene Ontology annotation, cellular component: nucleolus. The transcript is spliced from 2 exons. The coding region runs from base 1 to 1293 and encodes 430 amino acids. Gene Ontology annotation, biological process: maturation of LSU-rRNA from tricistronic rRNA transcript (SSU-rRNA, 5.8S rRNA, LSU-rRNA). Gene Ontology annotation, molecular function: RNA binding.
AUGCCGAAACGCGCUGCCCCGUCCGAGGCCGCGCCCGCCGUGUCGAAGAAGGUCAAGGCCGUCGCCGGCUCAAAGGCGAAGGCUUCCCCCGCCAAGGCCAAAGCCUCUCCCGCGAAGGCUACCAAGGCCGCGACUGCUAAGGCGACGAAGACCGCGAAGGUCAAGCUUGCUGAGGUCGAGGCUGAUGCCGAAGCCGCCGCCGAGACCGCCGCCGAGACUGUCGCCGAGAAGGCCCAGAAGCUCGGUGCCUCUGUCAAGAAGGCUGCGUCCAAGGCCAAGGCCAAGGUCGACGAGGUGCUCACGAACGCGUCCGAGCUGCUGAUUGACGAUGUCGAGCCCGAGGUCACUGCCGCCGCCAGCCGCGGCCAGAAGGCGCUUGCGAAGGGAAAGAAGGCCGCUGCCAAGGUCAAGGCUAAGGCUGACGAGGUCAUCGAGAACGCGGGCGACCUCCUGAUCGACGAUGUUGAGGACAAGCCGGCCAGCAAGGGCAAGAAGCGCAAGACCGCCGAGGACUUUAUCGAUGAGGAGCCGACGGCCAAGAAGCCCGCUGCCAAGGCUACCAAGGCUGUCGUCAAGGCUGCUCCGGCCAAGGCUACCAAGGGCAAGAAGGCUGCCAAGGAGCCUUCGCCCGAGCCCGAGGAGGAGGAGGAUGACGGGGAGGAGGUUCUCGGCUUCGAGACCGAGAGCGAGGACGGCGGCGCCGACUCGUCCGACGACGACAGUGACGCCGAGGACGUCGCCGUCCGCGAGGCCGGCAAGAAGGUCGACGUCUCGACCCUCGCCAAGCCCAAGGACGACAAGAGCGUUGCGAAGCGUCUCGCGCGUGCGCAGAAGCAGAAGACGGCCGCGCGCGGUACGAUUUACCUCGGCCGCAUCCCGCACGGUUUCUACGAGGACCAGAUGCGCGAGUACUUUGGCCAGUUCGGCGACGUCACCCGUCUCCGUCUUGCGCGCAACCCCAAGUCUGGCGCUAGCAGGCACUACGCCUACAUCGAGUUCUCAUCCCUGCCCGUCGCUGAGGUCGUCGCUGAGACCAUGAACAACUACCUCCUCAUGGGACACAUUCUCAAGUGCAACGUUAUCCCUCAGGACGAGAUCCACCCCGAACUCUGGGUCGGAGCCAACAAGAAGUUCCGCAAGGUGCCGCGCGCCCGUCUCGAGAAGGUCCGCCAGGACAAGCCCCGAACAAAGGAGCAGCAGGCCAAGGCCGACGAGAAGGUCCUCAAGCGGCAAGAGGAGCGCAGGCGCAAGAUCAAGGACGCCGGCAUCGAUUACGAGUUUGAGGGCCAUUAG